GAGCUGCGCUGGCUGCGCUUGGCUGAGCAGGAGUAUUCUCUGCAGCACACCAGGGAGCAGGACUUUGAGAUGAACGGCCGAGCCCUUUGCAUCCUCACCAAGGAUGACUUCCCACUCUGCUCCCUGGGUUCAGCUGACGUUCUGUAUGAGUUGCUCCAGUACAUCAAGACCCAGCGGUUGGCCGUGGCAUGUGGGCCCUUUUUCGGAAGGGCUUUCAGGCAGAGGGUGCCCACUCAGCCCUUCCCCUGCUGCCUGGAAGAAUCGAUGGUGCUCCUCUGCUUGCAGAGGGGAUCGGGGCCUCCGCAGCAGCCACCAGCCCUAGGGCUUGCCAGCUCCUUGAGCCAUGUGGAUGCCCCUGGCCUGGCCAGCUGGCCCCUCAGCAGGCAGGAGUCCCUCAGUUUAUCUCACUGUGUGGAGCUCAGCUGCAGGGUUGAGGGAGUCUCCUCCUUCCCCACGAUGCCACAGGCCCCCAUUGAUGGCAGGAUCCCUGGUGAACUCUGCCAGCUGCUGUGGGAUUACACGUAUCAGCUGCUCUCUGACACCUGGUACGAGCCCUACAUCAAGUGGGAAGACAAUAAUGCCAAGAUCUUCUGAGUUGUGGAUCCAAAUGGGCUUGCCAGAUUCUGGGGAAACCACAAGAAGCAGGUGAACGUGACCUAUGAGAAGAUGUCACAUGCCUUGUGCCCCUACCAUAAUCUGAACAUCAUUAAGAAGGAACCCGGGCAGAAACUCCUGUUCAGAUUUCUGAAGACACCCAGGAAGAUCAAUCAGGACAAGGGCAGCAGCAGGGAGCUUCUGGAGAGCCAGGAGCAGGACAGGUUUUCAGUCCUUGGCGACUCUGAUCAUGACCCAGUAAAGAUCGCCCACCCCGCCCACAUCCUGGCUUCCUAUGCUCCUAAACCUGUAUCUGCCAAUUGA
Molecule: messenger RNA, 918 nt
Organism: Physeter macrocephalus (sperm whale)
Lineage: Eukaryota; Metazoa; Chordata; Mammalia; Artiodactyla; Physeteridae
Gene: ETV7
Product: ETS variant transcription factor 7
Biological process (GO): regulation of transcription by RNA polymerase II; cell differentiation
Cellular component (GO): nucleus
Molecular function (GO): sequence-specific DNA binding; DNA-binding transcription factor activity, RNA polymerase II-specific
Source: RefSeq, a predicted model, not a curated record